AUGGGCUCUCACCUUCGUACCGUGGACGUGCGCCAUGCAACAGUACCAACCGCUCUGCUGGGGCACAUCGGCCAGCUGCACGGCCUCGAGAAAUUAAUCCUCGUCAACGCCUCACUCACCCUGCCCGCUCCACUCGUGGGCUUGUUGGCGGGCUGGCCGCGCCUUCAACACCUCGAUUUGGGUGAAAAUGUUCUGUCAGCUGAGCAGCUGCCUGCUCUUUUGUCAACGCUGCACCACACCGCUCCCGCGUUGCAAACCCUUGGCCUAGCUGGUGCACCGGUAUCGGACGAGCUGCUAGCGAGGCUGCCUACCCACCUUCCCAAGGUGGCGCGCCUGGACCUAUCUCGAACGCGCGUUACGGGAGACGGUCUGGCUACCUUGCUGGCAUCGGACAUGAGCGCGCCGGUAGCUGCGCUGCGGCUACAGGGGCUCGAUUUGAGUGAAGCCAGUGAGUCGGAGCUCAGGACAAUCAUCACCCGGGCCACAGAUCUGGAUCUGAGCGGUGCACGUCUUGGUUGGGUAUCUGCCAGCUCAGAAAAGGAGCGCGCAUCUGGAAAUGCGCCCAAGCGCUUGGUUGCUCGCCGUUUGCAGCAGGGAUUGACUGAGCUGGUGAAUACUGUGCAAAGCUCGGGGCUCGUUGAGCUGGACCUCAGCGAGAACUCAAUGCCAACCGUGUUUGACGCAGUGCUUGACCUCCUGAGCCGCUCAACGCGGCUUCAAGUUCUUGGCUUGGAUCACACCGAGCUGACUGAUGCCGAAGGCGAGCAGCUGAUGACUGCAUGUCUGCAGCUAACCGGCCUGCGGGAGCUGCGAUUGCAGGGGAACCAGCUUUCGGACGCUGUGGCUGAUGAGCUGGCCUCGCUCCUCAGCACACACAACAGGCUGCGGCUGUUGGACUUGACCAACAACAGCCUGUCUGAUUCUGGGACGGAAGACCUUGCUUCGGCUUUGGCUGACAACCAAGCACUGCAAGAGCUGCACCUGCGGGGAAACGCCAUCGAAGAUGACGGCGUCGAUGCCCUUGCACGCGCUCUCACAACCAACACGCAGCUUCGCAAACUGGCGCUGGAUAGCCAUUCGGAAAGGCAUUCGACGGAUCCGAUCCCAUCCGCUACAAGCGAAGGCACUGCAUUCUCCGACCCCAUGGUGAGCAACGAUGCAGCAUCAAAGACUUUGGGCAAGCCUGACCGCGCGGCAGCGCCACCCCCGCUGAUUCCUCUAACCACCGAGUUGGCCGGACAACGUGAGGCCGAGCGUUAUGCCCAGCCGGAUGAGCAAAAGGCCGCCACUGACGUGGUCCAGGCUGACGCACUGGCCGAGUCGGAGCUGCGGGCUUUACCCGCGGCUUGGGUGGAGAUACAAGCCGCGACGGCAGCCAAUAAGCUCGCACCCGAGUGCCCUGUCGGUGCCUUAGUGCAGGACUCAGAGUGUGUCACCGAAUGUGGGCCGGGCUAUCUUCAUCAAGCUGAGGCGCGCCGCUGCGUACGCUGCAGUAGCCCAUGUGCCGCGUGUUCCGGGCGCGUGAACAAUUGCACGGCGUGUGCAGCACCCCUUGUUUUAAGUGGCCACCGAUGCGUGGCGGCCUGCGGUCCAGGCAUGGUAGAGGAGCCCAUCAAUGGAACAUGCUAUCCCUGCCACGACGAGUGCAGCGAUGCAGGCUGCUUUGGGCCAGGUCCGCGCGAAUGCUACGCCUGUCAGCACUUCAGCAACGAGGGCAUGUGCAUGGUUCACUGCCCCAAGGGCAAGAGCCCAGAUGGGGCCUAUCGGUGCUAUGAUGUCUCUGCCAGCCCGAUGCGGCGGUGGCUGGAGGGGCUGCACCUGAAAAAGUAUGCCGACCUCUUCCACCGGGACAGGAUCACUUUUGAGCUGCUGUAUGACUUUGAUGAUGCGGACCUCAAGGAAUUGGGCGUGCGCUUCUCUCCGGAACGAGCCAAGGUGCGACGUGCGGUCAAGCAGCACGUGGAGCAGCUGGAUGCCCGUUUUGCACAGUGGGCCCAACGUUUGCACCUGCGUCUGCCAGCGCAGAGCGUGGCGCAUCGGGCCUGGACAUUGGGCCAACGUUGGUGGGCCUGGGCAACUGGCGAGGUUUGUGCUGUGCUUGACUAUCACGACGUGCAGCGGGACUUUAUGGCGCAGCCCGCAGCGCGAGCAGUCAUUCGGACAGCCCGCAGCGCGCCGGCUGGUGAGGGCCACGAGCACAAGGCACGCUGCCGCCGCGCCUGGAACGCUUUUCAAGAGCUCAUAGAUUUAUACAACCCCAUGACUUACGCGGCGCGGCACCCAGGCUGCCCUCCCGCAGCGGUUCGCUACUCCACACUGAACCUGAUUCAUCGUGGACAGGAGUUGCUCUCUACCUGUGGGCCGCGCCCAGGGCGGGCUGAGGCUACUGCGGCCCUGAGUACAGACACACGCCUUCAAACUCGGGUGGAGCUCUGA
This is a messenger RNA of Monosiga brevicollis MX1, 2436 nucleotides long. RefSeq lists its product as uncharacterized. The coding region runs from base 1 to 2436 and encodes 811 amino acids. The record is from RefSeq and is a predicted model, not a curated record. Lineage: Eukaryota; Choanoflagellata; Craspedida; Salpingoecidae. Gene Ontology annotation, molecular function: protein binding. The transcript has a single exon.